Molecule: messenger RNA, 1407 nt
Organism: Phaeoacremonium minimum UCRPA7
Lineage: Eukaryota; Fungi; Ascomycota; Sordariomycetes; Togniniales; Togniniaceae
Product: putative udp-n-acetylglucosamine-1-p transferase protein
Exons: 2
Coding region: 1-1407 (468 amino acids)
Biological process (GO): protein N-linked glycosylation; dolichol-linked oligosaccharide biosynthetic process
Cellular component (GO): membrane
Molecular function (GO): UDP-N-acetylglucosamine-dolichyl-phosphate N-acetylglucosaminephosphotransferase activity
Source: RefSeq, a predicted model, not a curated record
AUGACAGCUCAUCACUCGCCCACUGCCCUUACGCGCACUGAGACACUCAGCCUCUGGGCUGUCCUUGGCAUCAGUGUCGCAAUUCUGGUCAAGAUCCUCCAGGGUGAGGGUGAGCCGCUCUUUGCCUCCAUCGCCAUCAGCGGAGUGGCCUUCAGCGUCACCUAUGCCAUGAUCCGAUGGCUGGGCCCGACCUUCAUCAAAGCUGGGCUCAAGGGCAAGGACAUGUCCAAGACCAACCCCAAGGAGAUUCCCGAGUGUAUGGGCGCCAUCUGCGCUGUCGUCUACAUACUGCUUAUCAUCGUCUUCAUUCCCUUCGCCUUCUAUAAAGACAUAGUGGCCGCAACUAGUGGCGGUGGAAAUCGAGAUGUGGUAGUCCAGCGAGACUACAUUCAGAAGGGCCGGUUCCUGCACCGUUUCCCACACGGCAAGCUGGCUUCUUUCCUGUCUGCCAUCAUGGCCCUUCAAUCCAUCGCGAUCCUUGGCAUUGGUGACGAUCUCUUCGACAUUCGCUGGCGACACAAGUUUACGAUCCCUGCCUUUGCCGCGAUUCCUCUUCUGAUCGUCUACUUCAUCGACUUCGGCGUCACAUCCAUCGUCAUACCCAUACCUCUGCAGCCCUAUUUCGGCGAGCUGCUCGAUGUCGGCUUCCUCUACUACUUGUAUAUGGCGGGGUUUGCUAUCUUCAGCCCCAACAGCAUCAACAUCCUCGCAGGAAUCAACGGCAUCGAGGUGUCCCAGUCAAUCGUCAUCGCCAUGCUCCUCGUGCUCAACGACUGCCUGUACCUGCUGACACCGUACCCCCACCCGGCGAUGGACUCACAUCUGUUCUCGCUCUAUUUCCUCUUGCCAUUCCUCGGCGUGUCCUUCGCCCUGCUCCUCCACAACUGGUACCCGGCCAAGGUCUUCGUGGGCGACACAUACUGCUACUUCGCCGGCAUGGUGUUCGUCGUGGUUAGCAUCCUCGGCCACUUCAGCAAGACGCUGGCGCUGCUGCUCAUCCCGCAGGUCUUCAACUUCGUCUACUCGGCGCCGCAGCUCUUCCACUUCAUCGAGUGCCCGCGCCACCGCCUGCCGCACUUCAGCACCCGCACCGGCCUGCUCGAGCCCAGCCUGUGCCGCUGGACCCCGGACGCCGUCCAGCCCAAGCCCUACGUCGCCCGCGUCCUGCGCCUGCUCGCCCGCCUCCGCCUCGUGUACCUUAAGGAGGACCAGCACGGCAACUUUGUCGAGAUGAGCAACCUCACCAUCCUCAACCUGUGGCUCGUCUGGCGCGGCCCCAUGAAGGAGCAGCGCCUCGCCGUCGAGAUCACCGCCUUGCAGACCGUCCUAGGCCUACUAGGCCUAUUUGUCCGCCAUCGGCUGGCGCUCCUGGUGUUCAAGGAAGAUAACUGGGGAUUUCCUUCAUAA